AUGGACGUUUCUUUCGAACCCACGAUGGCUGGUGGAGGUUGGGGAGCUGAUGUCGGUAACGUGUCGAUGACCCAAGCACCGGCUGCUUCAUCUGGACAGUUUGAGAAGAUUCCGUUGCCAGUUUUGUUAAAGGAUGCUUCUAAUUGUAUGUCUGAUGACGAUAAGUAUCAUGUUGGGUCUUAUGGCUUUGUGAAUGUAAGUUUGAAAGACUAACAAGUUGUUUUGUCAAGUAAGUUUCUGUUUAACUUUUAUAUUUUUAGAUUAAAGUGAUUGGAAGGAUCGAAAGCAUUGAGGAAACAUCAACAGCUGAGCGAUGGAUUAUAUUAACUGAUGUCAAGGAUGAAAGUGUCAAGCUGAAGGUGUCUUUGUACGAUGCUGUUCAGGUAAUUUCUCUGAUUUGUAUAUUGAUGUUUAAAUACUUAUUUUAAUCGAAGAACUUGUUUAUUAAUAUUGUUUUAGAGCAAAACGGAGCCUUAUGCUGAAGGGGAUAUUGUUCUAAUCUUGGGGAAGAUCAGAUUGUUUGACAACGAGAUCAGCAUGUUGGCUUUCCAUCUUCAGGUGGUCAAAGACAUGAAAAGAGUAGAAUGUUUCUUGGCGGAAGCUGCUUUGGCUUACGGAUAUUUUAACCAGGUAUUUUUUAUUUUUGGUUAUCAGUUUUUAGAUGAUUUUAUAUUAGCCAUAAAGUAUAUGUAGUGAUUUCUUUUGGAUAUUUUUUGCAUGUUCUUAUGAUUCUACUGGUAAUCAAUAAGUCUUAUUUAUUAUUUCAUCUUUACGCUUUAUAAUAAAUUUAUGAUUUUUAGAAUUUGCCAGAACGAAUUUCCAAUGACAUUGCUGUAGAAUUAAAUGGCACCAUCUUCAGUAAUGCACCUGUAGAAACGAAAGGCAAACAAUCACAAGUUACGGCAAAGGCUGGAUCAAGCUCUGGAGCCGAUACAACUCUCAAUUCUCGAGGUUUGGCUGGCGUUCAAGCAAAGGUAAGUUCAAAUAUUAUGGUACAAUGUGGUAAUAACAAUAUAUUACUAAACCGUGUUUGCUUUUUAUGUUUAUAUUUAUUUUGUUUUAGAUUCACAGUGUUAUCAGUAAACUGGGCGGUGACAGUGGUGUCCACCUUGACGAGGUCAAGAAGCACGUUGGGAACGUUCCUAAAUUCGACGACGAGAUUCAACAUCUUGUGAACGAAGGCGUCAUCUACUCUACCAUUGACGACUUUCACUACAGUGCAUUGUAA
This is a messenger RNA of Bursaphelenchus okinawaensis, 1228 nucleotides long. The record is from the annotation of a GenBank genome assembly. NCBI's taxonomy places the organism in Eukaryota, Metazoa, Nematoda, Chromadorea, Rhabditida, Aphelenchoididae.